AUGAAUUCGAGAAAAAUUUGUGUAUUAUUUAUGUUUGUUCUUAUUGAACAAUCAGUUGCACAAAAUACACAUUCGUUUACAAUGUCUUUGAUAGAUGGUUGGGAAUAUCAAUGUGUUAACACUACUUGUGCACCAUUUAAUACUGUUGUUGUAUCAAACAUCCGAAUGUGUCAGGUAACUUGUUUAAAUGAAGUUCAAUGUAAGGCAGCCAGUUUUCAUCAAUCAACUUCGAAAUGUCAAUUAUUUGCUGACAUACCAGAUGAAAAUGGGAAUAUAUUAGCUAAUAUGGACACUGUUACUAUGUUUGUUAUGGCUCAAACACGAAUGCCAUCUGAACUGACCACAACGACGACAACAACAACUACUUCGUCGUCAACAUCAACAACAUCGUCAUCAACAUCAACAACUACAACCUCAUCAUCAACAUCGUCUACAACAUCGUCCACAACAACAUCAACAACCUCUUCAUCAUCAUCAUCAACAUCGACAACGUCAUCAUCAACGUCAACAACAUCGUCCACAACAAAAACAACAUCAACAACAACAUCAUCAUCAACAUCGACAACAUCAUCAUCAACGUCGACAACGUCGUCUACAACAUCAUCGACAUCGUCGUCCACAACAAAAACAACAUCGUCAUCAACAUCAACAUCAACAACGACAACAACUGGGUGUGGAUCGCAGUGUAACACAGCAUUAUUGCUGACUGACACAAACACUGCCACAGUUCAAACAUUGGUUAAUAGUUUACAAUCUGCUGGUUUAACUGUCAACUAUAUAUCUGGUGGAAUAACAACAUAUGCUGGAUCUCCAGAUGCAUCCACUUAUGGUUCUAUCAUUUUAAUAACCGGCAAUACCGAGGGAACAGAUAUGCCACUUGCAGGACAACAAUCUAUUUUAAAUGCUCAGCAGAAUAAUGGUAUUGGUGUAGUCAUGACUGAAUGGGCGGCAUAUCAUGUUUUAAAUGGACAAUGGUCUGUACUAUCUCCACUUUUAUUGGCAACACGCAUAGGAGGUGCUACUACAACUAUGUCAUUUACUUUGAUUAAUAGCGGACAUCCAGUUUGGAAUGGUCUAGCAACUUCUUUUACUACCUCGGUAACUUUAGGUUAUAGUACAUUGAGUACACCCAAGGUCGGAACCACAAUAAUAGCAAACUGUACAGUAUGCGGCACACCUGCAGUUAUUGUUGCACCUUCUUCAGGAACUGCUGGACGUAUAGUACAGAUUGCUCAUACUGGCCAUUGGAGUAGUGGUACAUUUAAUUGGGGAAACGAUGCAAAUAUCGUGACAAUGAUGAUCAAUGCAGUUAAAUGGUCUGCUCGUCUUAUUUAA
Adineta steineri is the source of this 1335-nucleotide messenger RNA. The record is from the annotation of a GenBank genome assembly. Lineage: Eukaryota; Metazoa; Rotifera; Eurotatoria; Adinetida; Adinetidae.